AUGAACCUCUUCGACCCCCGCUGGAAACUCCCCCUCCACUGCUUCCAGCUAUUCCUAAUGGUGAUAGUAAUUGGCCUUUCCGCCCCAAGACUCUUCAUGAAGAACCAACCCCGUACACGAGCUAGUACAAUUGGCCUGGGAAUGGCCGCAAAAUCCUUAGUGAUCAUCCUUUACCAACUCCUAACCGAACACGUCACCGUCCUCCGGAAAUGGGCAAGUUUAAAAGCAUACACGAUCCUCAAUGCCCUGGAGAUCGUCUUCUGGGCCGCUGUCGCAGUCUUGACUAUCCAGGCCAAUGUGCAGAUGUGUGUGGCGCCUGGGUGUAUUUUGGGCUGGGGUGUGGCUAUUACGGGGAUCAAUUUGAGGUAUGGUAUCAAUCUGAGACUUGGUGAGUGGUGUGGAUACUGUAUGGCUAAUGCGUUUGAGAAUAGUGCUUUGGCUAUUUAUUCCACGAUUAUCUGUUAUCUGUGUGAUUCUCGGGUCUCUUUGGGGUGCUUAUGA
This is a messenger RNA of Aspergillus oryzae RIB40, 501 nucleotides long. RefSeq lists its product as uncharacterized. The transcript has 3 exons. The record is from RefSeq and is a predicted model, not a curated record. Bases 1 to 501 code for a protein of 166 amino acids. NCBI's taxonomy places the organism in Eukaryota, Fungi, Ascomycota, Eurotiomycetes, Eurotiales, Aspergillaceae.